AUAGCUACGGGGAGGCCAAAUGACAUGCAGUGGGGCAGCUAGGAAAAGGUUUAUAAACUUUAACAUUUGAGUUUGCACAUUUUUUUCUAUGUGCGUGCUUAUUCCCUUUGCUCCUGGAAAAAAAGUUAGUUACCGGUAUCAACAACUUUAAAACUGGUGCUUUCAAGGUGCUGCUGAACUACAAAUUCCAGCAUGCCUUGGGUUAAUAAGGAUAAUGGCAGAGGUUCAAGCAGAAAUGAAAUGAGGCAGAUGAAUUCAAACCUGAAAACCUCUCUCUCUGAGUGUAUGGAGGCCCUUGAUUUAUUUCUCAGCAACAACUUCCAGCAAGCGCUGGACCAGCUCCAGGCAAAGUCAAAAGAUAGCAUGUACCAUGCACUUACUUAUGCCACUAUGUUGGAAAUGCAAGCAAUGAUGACCUUUGAUCCACAGGACAUACUGAAUGCCGGGAACACAAUGAAAGAUGCUCAGGCAGUUUGUCAGAGGUAUAGAAAGAAAUCCACGGUGGUAGACUCUUUCAACAGCUUAGUCCAUAGACAGAGUCUUGAUCAGUUCACUGAAGAGGAGAUCCACGCAGAAGUGUGCUAUGCAGAGUGCUUACUUCAGAGAGCUGCACUAACAUUCCUACAGGAUGAAAAUAUGGUCAGUUUUAUUAAAGGAGGAAUCAAGGUCAGGAACAGUUAUCAGACAUACAAAGAGCUUCACAGCCUGCAGCAAUGUGCAAACUAUGCCAAAGGAGAGAGUCAUUGUCACUUUGAAGGUGGAGUAAAGCUGGGCGUAGGAGCUUUUAACCUGACCAUCUCCAUGUUGCCUACAAGAAUUCUGCGUCUCCUCGAAUUUGUUGGAUUUUCAGGAAAUAAGGAUUAUGGGCUGACACAACUGCAGGAGGGAACCACAGUGCACAGUUUCCGGGCCCUACUUUGCACCCUUCUGCUGCUUUGCUACCACACCUUCCUGAGGUUUGUGCUUGGGACAGGCAGUGGAAACAUUGAGGAAGCAGAAAAGCUCCUGGAGCCAUAUCUAAAGCGAUACCCAAAGGGGGCAAUAUUUCUGUUUUUUGCUGGAAGAAUUGAGGAAAUUAAAGGCAACAUUGAUAAGGCCAUAAGCCGAUUUGAGGAGUGCUGUGAGUCCCAGCAGAAUUGGAAGCAGUUUCACCAUAUGUGCUACUGGCAGCUUAUGUGGUGUUUCACGUACAAGCAGCACUGGAAAAUGGCAUAUUUCUAUGCUGAUCUCUUGAGCAAGGAGAAUUCCUGGUCAAAGGCCACAUACAUGUACAUGAAAGCCUCCUACCUCAGCAUGUUUGCAGAAGACGACUGUAAACCAUUUGGGGAUGAUGAAGUGCAACUCUUCAGACUUGUCCCAACUUUAAAACUCAAAAUAGCUGGAAAAUCUCUUCCCACUGAGAAAUUUGCAAUUCGAAAAUCCCGGAGAUAUCUUGCACAGAAACUUGUGCCCCUGCCAGUUCCUCCUUUGGAAAUGAUGUAUAUUUGGAAUGGCUAUGCAGUGAUUGGAAAGCAUCAAGAUCUGACAGAAGCAAUGCUGCAAACUCUGGUCCAGGCUGAGAAAUCUCUGGAAGGAGUCGCAGCCUAUGAAUUCCUGAUAGAUGACCAGUGUGUGGUCAAGCUGCUGAAAGGCCUCUGCUACAAAUAUAUGGGUCAGAUCCCUGAAGCAGUGAAGAGUUUCAGCUACAUACAACUCAAUGAGAAGAAGAUUAAAUAUGACCAUUACCUUAUUCCCAACGCCAUGCUGGAGCUCGCCCUCCUGUAUAUUCAGCUGGAAAUGAAAGAGGACGCCCUUCGACUUCUGGAAAAUGCCAAAAACAACUACAAGAAUUACUCCAUGGAAUCCCGCACACAUUUCAGGAUUCAGGAUGCCCUGCUACAAGCAAAAUCUGUCCAGCAAAAUGGCUGCUGAUGAAUGUUGUAAAUGUAUCCCAGUCUUAUUUAUUUCACACCCAAGGAAGAUAGUAGCGUUCACUGGACAUCUCUAGAGGAAUUCCACAUCUGCAAAGCAAGAAACUAUCAAUUGAUUGCCUCCAGGAAGAUGCUGUCUGGCAGGUUCCAUAACAAACUUACAGUGGGACAGGCUUCACACUGCUAGAAGCGAGGAAGCAAUAAUCGGCGGCACCUUCGUCGAUACAACACUAUAACAUUUUUUUAGUGGCUUUGUAAUCACUACAAUGAUCCACAGGGAUUGAGAGAUUUCAGGAAUGCUCAGAUACUACAAAAUCAGUAACGCAUAUGUUGGGUGUGAGUGCAAUGCACUUUAAAAGAACAAUUAAUGGUAUAUAAUUUAAAAAUAAUUAUAAAAUAUGUCUAUUUAUAGACUAAACCUGAAAAGGAACAAACCAUUUCAAAACAAUGUCUCGGUAUAAAAUCAAUGAAAGAGAAGUGCCUGCUCAUCAUCUGAAGAUAUAUAUAUAUUUGUAUGAAUGAAGGAAUAUAUCCCUGUAGUCAACAUGACCAUGGCCAAAGACGUCAGUAUGUAUCUGAUUUAAUUAUUAAUUAUGUUUUUUAAUGAGAAGUGGCAAUAGUCCUACCCAAACUUGAAGCGGGAAAUGUGCCACUGGGCAGCUGCUACCUGUGUUUAUGAUAUGGACAAGUGACUAAGUCACCUACAGAACAGUUGUGCUGCUUUGGAUUAAUUCAUUGUCCUGCAAGGAAUGAAACUGAAGCCAACCCUUGAAGUUACUGCCAGGAACUGUUGUAUGAGAAAACCCCAAACUUAGCACAGCACUGGUCACCUUGGCUUUCCAAAUACUAGAUUUAAUACUAGACAGAAAAGAGAGGCAGUCGAUUCUAACACAAUAUCUAUCAUAUUCUUUUCUCACAGCAGCCAUUAUAUAUUCCUUAGGCCUGCGGUGCCCUGCUUACUCCUGCUGCAACUGAACUUCCACUUCCAGCAUGGCUAGACAAAACGGAGAUGCAAGAAGUUAUUUAGGAAAAGCUAAAAGGUUGCAGGUUGGUCCUUCCUAUCCUGUAGUUUCUUGGUAUACAAACACAAUAGAAGGGCAGUGAGAAAGAAGCUUAUAGCCAUCUUAAGUCACAGUACACUCUUGGUUUUUGUUGUUGGGGGAAACAAAAAAAAUGAAAACAAUUCUUAAUAUUCCCACUAGACCAAUGUCAAGAAAACUAAAAAUGAAUGUGUGAUGUCUAAAGCACAUACCAUGAUUCUGGAUGUUAAAUCACCCAGGGAUUAUUAGGCAGGCAGUAUAACCUUUGGAAUUACUGGGUGGGUUAAGCAAUUGUUGCCUGGAAUAACGGUGUAUCAGUGUACCUACCCAAUUCCAUAUACAUUUUAAAUAUACGUACCUGUGCCAUUAUUUCAUUUUGAUUUAAAUGAAUAGUUCAGAAACAAGCAAGUUGCAGACUACUGUAAUGUAAAGCAAUUCCAAGCUCUUCUUUUAGAAAUGUGAUAUGGUUAAUGACUCAGGGCAGCAUAUCCUACAAUAAGGUUAAAGUAAUAAAGAAGCAUGUUCUUCUGAA
Messenger RNA from Xenopus laevis (African clawed frog), 3482 nucleotides. It is a transcript of the gene ttc39a.L, whose product is annotated as tetratricopeptide repeat domain 39A L homeolog. Bases 193 to 1911 code for a protein of 572 amino acids. The transcript has 18 exons. The record is from RefSeq and is a predicted model, not a curated record. Lineage: Eukaryota; Metazoa; Chordata; Amphibia; Anura; Pipidae.